This is a messenger RNA of Echinops telfairi (small Madagascar hedgehog), 1221 nucleotides long. RefSeq names its product ectodysplasin A (gene EDA). The record is from RefSeq and is a predicted model, not a curated record. Bases 1 to 1221 code for a protein of 406 amino acids. NCBI's taxonomy places the organism in Eukaryota, Metazoa, Chordata, Mammalia, Afrosoricida, Tenrecidae. Gene Ontology annotation, cellular component: membrane. The transcript is spliced from 9 exons. Gene Ontology annotation, molecular function: death receptor agonist activity; nucleic acid binding; tumor necrosis factor receptor binding. Gene Ontology annotation, biological process: animal organ development; immune response.
AUGGGCUACCCAGAGGUAGAACACAGGGAACUGCCGCGCGAGCAGGGAAGCCAAGGCUGCGGCUGUCGCGGGGCCCCUGCCCGGGCAGGCGAAGGGAACAGCUGCCGGCUCUUCCUGGGGUUUUUUGGUUUCUCGCUGGCCCUCCACCUGCUGACGCUGUGCUGCUACCUAGAGUUGCGCUCUGAGUUGCGGCGGGAACGGGGAGCCGAGUCCAGCCUUGGCGGCCCCCGCACUGUUGGCACCUCUGGCACUCUGAGCAGCCCCAGUGGCCUCGACUCUGAAGUUCCCAUCACUCACCACCUUGGGAAGCCUUCUUUUCAGCAGCAGCCUGUGGAACCUGGAGAACCCACACUCCCCCUCGACACUCAGGACGGGCACCAGAUGACACUACUGAACUUCUUCUUCCCUGAAGAAAAGUCAUAUACAGAAGAGGAAAGUAGGAGUGUUCACCGCAAUAAAAGAAGCAAAAGCAGUGAAGGAACAGAUGGUCCAGUUAAAAACAAGAAAAAGGGAAAGAAGACAGGACCUCCUGGUCCCAAUGGCCCUCCAGGACCUCCAGGACCUCCGGGACCUCAGGGACCCCCGGGAAUUCCAGGGAUCCCUGGAAUUCCAGGAACAACUGUUAUGGGACCACCUGGUCCUCCUGGUCCCCCUGGUCCUCAAGGACCCCCUGGACUCCAGGGACCUUCUGGUGCUGCGGAUAAAGCUGGAACACGGGAAAACCAGCCAGCUGUGGUGCAUCUACAGGGCCAAGGGUCAGCAAUCCAAGUCAAGAAUGGUGGAGUGCUCAAUGACUGGUCUCGCAUCACUAUGAACCCCAAGGUGUUUAAGCUACAUCCCCGCAGUGGGGAGCUGGAGGUACUGGUGGACGGCACCUACUUCGUCUAUAGUCAGGUAGAAGCUGCACCGGACAUUUGCAAGAAGCUCCAAAAACUAGUGCAGAAACCUGAAGGAGCUAUCCUAGAGGAGAUGGUUACUUGUAAUAAUUCAGCCUUUUACAAUAGGGAGCAGGAAUUGGAGGUUCAGGCCAAGGAGAAAGAGAGAAGGAAGGACAUCUGUCAUUCCCAGGAAAGAGGAUAUCUCACCACUCAAGGAAGCCCCAUUAAGGAUGGGAGCCAGAUCAAGGCACUCUUGGAAGCUGUCCAAAAACCAGCUGAAGUGGCAGUAGUGCACUGCCGAGGGCACCAGAAGGGGGACUCAGAAGUCGCUGUGGGCAACUGA